AUGAAAGUCUACGCCCUCGCCCUCCUCUCCGUCACCUCGGGCACUCCUUGCCAGGCCACGGUCCUCGGCUCGUCCCAGGACCUCAGCUCAUUCUCCUUCUACCAGCGCGGAAGCGUCGGAGAGUUCAUGAACUUCUUUACCAAGACCGUCGCGGAGCGCACUCCACCUAACCAGCCCUCGUCUGUGGAGGAGAACAACUACAAGGCGCACGUCUUCCGAAAUGCUAGCCGUACGCCCGGUGGCCUCAGCCUCGCUGCCGUCAUGAUCACCGACCUCGAAUACCCUUACCGCCCGGCGUUCUCUCUACUCACCAAGCUCCUUGACGAGAACGCCGGCCUGCUCCAGCAGCUGCCCAACCCCUCGGCCGCGCCGUCGCUUGCCGCCGCAUCUGCCUCUGCGUUUGGUGGGAACCCCUCUCAGAACGCACAGGGUGGCCUCCCGCCCGCCCAGAAGGGCAAGCUCGAGGGUACGCUCGCGACCUACUUGGCAAAGUACCAGGACCCCAAGCAGGCCGACACGAUCAUGAAGGUGCAAGCCGAGCUGGACGAGACUAAGAUUGUCCUGCACAAGACGAUUGAGAGCGUGCUGGAGCGUGGGGAGAAGCUCGACAACCUCGUUGAGCGGUCAAACGCGCUCUCGACCCAGAGCAAGAUGUUCUACAAGACGGCCAAAAAGCAAAACUCGUGCUGUGUUGUCAUGUAA
Messenger RNA from Cutaneotrichosporon cavernicola, 702 nucleotides. RefSeq lists its product as uncharacterized. Bases 1 to 702 code for a protein of 233 amino acids. Gene Ontology annotation, molecular function: SNAP receptor activity. The record is from RefSeq and is a predicted model, not a curated record. Gene Ontology annotation, biological process: endoplasmic reticulum to Golgi vesicle-mediated transport. The transcript has 5 exons. Gene Ontology annotation, cellular component: Golgi apparatus; membrane. Lineage: Eukaryota; Fungi; Basidiomycota; Tremellomycetes; Trichosporonales; Trichosporonaceae.